GAAUGUGUUCGGCUGCACUGCCCUUUAUUCUUCUUGGUGACGCCUUUGACUGUGUAACUCUGGAUGUCUGUGAGAAGGCAUUUUCUUAUGUGGAGAAAAAUGUGGCUUUAUGGACAUCACCUUUUCUUUACUCAUAUGGAAAGAACUUCCUUCUCCGGAUGUGUAAUGAUUUGUUGAGGAGAUUGUCGCCAUCUAGGAACACGGUGUUCUGUGGGCGAAUUCAGUUGUUUCUAGCAAGAAUCUUUCCUUUAUCAGAAAAAUCAGGACUCAAUCUAAUGAGCCAAUUCAAUGUUGAAAAUGUGACAACAUUUGCUGAAGAGCCGGACACAGAUACUGAGAGGCUGGUUAGUGUGAUAGAAGAUGAUGACAACAAUGCAGAGGAAGGAGAGACUCCACCUGUUAUUCCACAUCCAAUUGACUUUGAGCUGUACAAACAGUUUUGGAAGUUACAGGAUUGUUUUCGAGAGCCAUCAAGAUGCUAUUCACCAGAACAUUGGAAAACACUUAAAAUGAAUACGGAUAAAGUUCUUGAAGUCUUUGCUAGCUUUAAGCUUGGCCAGACAACUUCUGCUCCACAUGUUGAAAUAGGGAGUGACUCUAAUGGUGAUGAGAUGUCUCACUGCUACUUCACUAAGUAUCUAACUAGUGAAAAGUUGUUGGAUCUCCAGAUAUACGACAGUAAAUUUAGGCAGCAUAUUCUUGUACAGUUUCUCAUUUUGUUUCAGUAUCUCACGGGAACUGUCAAGUUUAAAGGACCUGCUCAUGUUUUGAAUGAAGAACAACACGCAUGGAUUAGACAAAUGACAGAAAAUGUUUAUGCUCUAUUGAAAGACACUCCACCGGAUGGGCAACAGUUUGCUAGAACAGUUGAGCAUGUUUUGACUCGAGAAGAGAACUGGAUUGGAUGGAAAAAUGAUGGUUGCAAAACAUUUGUUAAGGACAAAUCAGUACCACCGAGUGCUGCUGUUAAAUCAAGACGGUCAAGGAAGAGAUUUUAUCCUCCUCCUGGGUCUUCUGCAAAACGAGUAGAUUUAGGCAGUCCUGAACUGACAAGACUUUGGAACUUGUGUCUAGACAACAUGGAAGCUUGCUGCUUACAAGACAGAGACUUCCUACCAGGAAUGCAUGCUUUCUUUGAUGAAGCUAUAGAACAAACUGAUGUUGAUGCUAUGAUUGAAGAUGAGUAUAAGUUGGUCAAUAACAGCAGCUUUGUGUGGCGAGCUUUACGACUUCUGUCACGAAGGGGCCCGACAUACUUUCAAGCGAGCAGUUCUCAUCAACAACAUCAGACUCAAGAAAAGGAAAAGGGACAAAGUCCAACUCAGGGCAUGAAAGCCAUGUCACACUAUGUCGAGAGUGUUACUGCUCAACUAGCUAAGGAAAAAGCACAGUUGGUUGUUCCAAAUAUCUGUACUACAAGCACAACUGUUGAUAGUCUAUCAGUGAACAAUUUAGAAAUGAUGGAAUCCUCUCUAUAACUUCUGGCUAGAAAACUGGCAGUAUGUCAUUGUACUCAAAGACCUUUGAAACUUAUCAUUUUAUAGUAGUGAUAAUCAUACGGUUGCUAAUGAUGAAGUUUACGAAGUUAUAUAUUUAUAGUAGUGAUAAAGUUUGGAAAACAUGAUUGCUGAUGAUGAAGUUCGAAAGGUUUUUGAGUACCAUGACAUUGUUUUCGGGUGAUUGUUUAUAAUUGCAGCUUUGCUUGUCGGUUGUCUUAUGCUCUUCGCGGAUGGAAACCAGAUUGCAUUAUGAUUUGUGCUUCUGUGACGGUAUUCUAUACGGGUAACUUGAUAAUGAUGACAAGGAUCCUAUCGUACGUGCAUUUUACUACUAAAUGCGAUCAUGUGAGACCACGCGUCCCAAUAGCACGUAGUUUGCUUCGCCGUCUGUCUGCCUCGCGCCGCUUGAUACCGACACGCACAUGCCAUAAACGUUUCAUUUUCACGGAGCGCUACAGCGCUAGCCCAAAAAUCCUAUUAGCCAGUUCCAUGAUGCCAAAAUCAGCGCAUUCUAUCCGUAUCGUGUAUUCUAGACAUACUUCUGCCUUUACGUCAGCUAUGAGCCCUGGGAAACUGGACUUGUAAAAUUCACGAGACUUGCGGAGUAUAUACAUAACGUACUGUAGCUUUAAAUCACAUAGCGAUGGGUUAACUGACUCACUGUCUGCGAGCUAUGUGACUGGCUGGCUAUGGGCGCGUUCGAUUGAUCACGGACGUCUUUUGGAAGACUCUUCCAGCCUCUCCCACUUCUUCCAGCUCCUGCAAGGAUGGAAGAAUCCGAGAAACGCGUACUUCGCAUGUUUUGCAGUGAGCGUCUUGUGGCAAAAGUCAUCGUCGGCUGUAAGUUUCAUCUCUUUCUCGUCCUUAGCAUUAUAUUUCAAGUGACUUUGAAUAGAUGGUGCAAGGAACAACACUAGUACUGCAAACGUUUAUGAUGUCGAGAAGCAACUAACUGCAUGAGCUUGCACACUUGGUGCGGCUUUCUUUCAGCGAGGAAACACCAUUCCGCUAACUCCAGUCUUAAUUAGUCUUUUUCAAUUCUAUCAAAGUGUCUUUCCCAGAUCUUUCAGUCUUAUUUGGAAGACGUCAAUCGAACGCGUCCUGUAGUCUAGUCACGCCUGUGGAAUGUGCCACGCCUUCUGUGUAGUCCAAUCACGGAGCAGUCUGCAGUUUUUGUGUACAUGGCACAAUGUACCAAGUUGGGUUGAGUAUACCUGGUAUGACCAAAUAGAAGUUUAAGUUAACAUAAAGCAAACUUGAUGCGACUACACGUAACUUUGACAUGAAAAUGUAAUUUCAAUCAAGACAAUUAAAGCGACUUUGUCAAGAUUUAUGCGCAUGCUUGUGCGCUCUAGGCGUGUCACACUUCGCGCAAAUCUACAUCGGGACUCCUAGGACAGCGUAAUGACUAUAGGAAGCGUACUAGAUACUGUAUACGAGUACUAGAAUGGUCUUCAUAACGCUUGCUGUGCAAUUGCGACGGCGUCCUGCCGCUUGACGUGCACCUCCGUGGAUUGUCUUCUGAGAUACCGAUAUUAACGGAGACAACUUUCGGGACUCUUGUCCUUCACGUGUGGCUUCUAAAGGGGCCUUUGUCGCCGUACAAAGGAACCGUUCGACGUCGAAAACAAACGCUAUGCCUACUCUAUAUUUGCAAAACGUAUGCGGUGUAUCAAGUCGACGCGCAAUGACCUAGUUAGUACGAUUGACGAUCGCGAUCUAGCGGCAGUCAGGCAUGCACUCAUUGUCAAAGUACGACGAAAGUCGAUCUAUUGCCAAAACGUGGCAGAUAACGCAAUAUAACUAUGGUUGAAAUCACACUUGCCAACGGUUCGUCGUUUUGAAGAACUUGAAAAAUGUCUACGUAAAUUUAAGUUUGCGGAGGCGUUCAGACGCCAGGUAUCCGAGGCUAAAAUCUUGACUAGAGCCGUACAUAGAGACAAUGGCGCUUUAAGUUUUCUUAUUUCGAGAUUUGGUCAAUUCUAUCAGCUUUGGCGUGUGCGUUAGUUUCCGCUGUCCAUUCUCACCAUGCAUGCAGUCCUGUGUUGAUCUGUCCACGUGGCUAGUCAUUUGCUGCAAUCCUUCUGUUGGGGAAACUGUAGUAUACUGCACUCCAUGCAUUUGAACGUACUGCUGUAGGUAUGUUGUGGCAGUACAAUGUCAUGUUACUGUAUUGUUAGCAAUACUAAUUUUGACUCUUCUCUGACGAGUUUGGUGGCUUUGAGGUUUGUUUGUUAGACUUAUUUAUGACAAUGUGCUGUAUGUAUACAUUUAGGGUUUUAUAAUAUAGUACGUCAAUAUCAUACUCUUGGUGUUUAUUUAAUUUAACGUAGUGUUUUUAGAGUGACUGGCUGGUGUUUCUUUUG
Molecule: messenger RNA, 3865 nt
Organism: Corticium candelabrum
Lineage: Eukaryota; Metazoa; Porifera; Homoscleromorpha; Homosclerophorida; Plakinidae
Product: THO complex subunit 1-like
Exons: 19
Coding region: 3-1478 (491 amino acids)
Biological process (GO): mRNA export from nucleus; regulation of DNA-templated transcription elongation
Cellular component (GO): THO complex part of transcription export complex
Source: RefSeq, a predicted model, not a curated record